GUAAUUAAUCGGGCCAUCUUGACAUUUCUAUAAAACUCACUACCCAAACCUGCUCCCUCUUCGUUUCUUCAUCUUCGUCUCUUCAAAUUCAAGAAGCAAUAAACCUUCCUUCAUUCAACCAUGACGUUUCCUUAUCUCGAAGCCGUCGUAGGUUUUAUGAUACUGAUGUACUUCUUUGAAACCUAUUUGGAUUUACGUCAACAUGCUGCUCACAAAUUGCCAACACUUCCUAAACCUUUGUUAGGAGUGAUAAGCCAGGAGAAAUUUGAAAAAUCUCGGGCAUAUAGUCUUGAUAAAAGCGGCUUUCAUUUUGUUCAUGAAUUUAUAACAAUAGUGUUAGAUUCUGGAAUUUUGUACUUUGGGAUACUGCCGUGGUUUUGGAAGAAAUCAGGAGACUUUUUGGUGCAUGCAGGUCUUAAUGCUGAGAAUGAAAUAUUGCACACCUUGGCUUUCUUAGCUGGUGUUAUGAUUUGGUCACAGAUCACGGACUUGCCAUUUUCUCUUUACUCAACUUUUGUGAUUGAGGCACGCCACGGAUUUAACAAGCAAACGAUAUGGUUAUUUUUCAAAGAUAUGGUGAAGAGUAUCAUCCUUGCAGUUGUGAUUGGACCUCCUAUUGUAUCUGCAAUCAUCUUCAUUGUACAGAAAGGUGGUCCUUACUUGGCGAUCUAUCUCUGGGGAUUCAUGUUUGUUCUGUCUAUUGUAAUGAUGACCUUAUAUCCGAUUUUGAUUGCUCCUCUUUUUAACAAGUUUACCCCGCUUCCCGACGGAGAGUUGAGGACGAAAAUCGAAGAUCUUGCCUCUUCACUGAAAUUUCCCUUGAAGAAAUUGUUCGUAGUUGAUGGAUCGACUAGGUCAAGCCAUAGCAAUGCUUACAUGUAUGGUUUCUUCAAUAACAAGCGUAUAGUCCUCUAUGACACUUUGAUUCAGCAGUGCAAGAAUGAUAAGGAGGUUGUUGCUGUUAUUGCACAUGAACUAGGGCAUUGGAAACUCAAUCAUACCAUGUAUUCCUUCAUUGCUGUGCAGAUUCUUACAUUCUUGCAAUUUGGAGGAUACACUCUUGUGAAAAAUUCAAAGGACCUAUUUGAGAGCUUUGGAUUUCAUGAUACACAGCCGGUGCUCAUUGGUCUCAUCAUUUUUCAGCACACUGUGAUACCUCUCCAGCACCUUGUAAAUUUUGCUCUGAAUCUCGUGAGCAGAUCUUUUGAAUUUCAGGCCGAUGCUUUUGCAAAGAACCUAGGUUAUGCAAAUGAACUCAAGGCCGGUCUUGUAAAAUUACAGGAGGAGAACUUGUCUGCAAUGAAUACAGAUCCAUGGUACUCGGCUUAUCACUAUUCACACCCACCCCUCGUUGAAAGAUUAGCCGCACUUGAUGAAGGUGACAAGAAAGACGACUGAGAAAAGUGUGACUAAAGCCGAGGAUGUAAACUCGCUGGUGUAUGUAGCACUACUUUUUCACUACAGAUGAAAUUGUUAGUCUGUUUAUCAGACUUCCACUGAUUUUAGACUUUGUACCUAAUACUUAUGCAACUUAGCACUACAGGCCAACAGGGAAAGCAUGGGUUGGGGAUUCACAUGUAUGAAUUUUGCCAUAGUUUGAUUAUUAAUGGUCAUAGUCUUGCUUCUUUUUC
Messenger RNA from Amaranthus tricolor (Joseph's coat), 1631 nucleotides. RefSeq names its product CAAX prenyl protease 1 homolog. Gene Ontology annotation, biological process: CAAX-box protein processing. The transcript is spliced from 14 exons. Gene Ontology annotation, molecular function: metalloendopeptidase activity. The record is from RefSeq and is a predicted model, not a curated record. Lineage: Eukaryota; Viridiplantae; Streptophyta; Magnoliopsida; Caryophyllales; Amaranthaceae. Gene Ontology annotation, cellular component: endoplasmic reticulum membrane. The coding region runs from base 121 to 1398 and encodes 425 amino acids.